This is a messenger RNA of Gracilinanus agilis (Agile Gracile Mouse Opossum), 966 nucleotides long. Its product is annotated as putative olfactory receptor 52P1. The transcript has a single exon. Gene Ontology annotation, molecular function: G protein-coupled receptor activity; olfactory receptor activity. The record is from RefSeq and is a predicted model, not a curated record. Gene Ontology annotation, biological process: G protein-coupled receptor signaling pathway. Gene Ontology annotation, cellular component: membrane. NCBI's taxonomy places the organism in Eukaryota, Metazoa, Chordata, Mammalia, Didelphimorphia, Didelphidae. The coding region runs from base 1 to 966 and encodes 321 amino acids.
AUGAUAUCUUCAAACCACACCAUGCAAGAGCCCCUUGUUUUCUUUCUCUUGGGCAUUCCAGGCUUAGAGUCAAUCCAUCGAUGGCUUUCAAUCCCUGUGUGCUGCCUAGGUGUGGCCACUGUUGUGGGUAAUGUGACCAUCUUGGUUGUGGUGGCCACAGAGCCUGCCCUACACAAACCUGUGUACUUCUUCCUCUGUAUGCUCUCCACCAUCGACCUGGCUGCGUCCAUCACCACAUUGCCUAAACUUCUGGCCAUCCUGUGGUUUGGAGCUGGCCACAUUUCUGCUGCUGCCUGCCUGGCCCAGAUGUUCUUCAUUCAUGCCUUCUGUAUGAUGGAAUCCACAGUGCUGCUAGCCAUGGCCUUUGAUCGUUAUGUUGCCAUCUGUGAUCCAUUGCGCUAUGCCACCAUUCUCACUGACACUGUCAUUGCUCGGAUCGCCUUGGCUGCUGUGCUACGUGGUUCACUGCUAAUGUUUCCUUGUCCAUUCCUUAUUGGGCGCUUAGCCUUCUGCCAUAGUCAUGUAAUCCCACACACAUACUGUGAACAUAUGGCUGUGGUGAAGUUGGCUUGUGGGAACACCAUACCCAAUCGAGUAUAUGGUUUAACAGCAGCGUUGCUUGUCAUUGGAGUUGACUUGCUCUGUAUUGGCCUCUCUUAUUCACUUAUUGCACGAGCUGUCCUCCGUCUCUCAUCCCGUGAGGCCAGAUCCAAGGCCCUGGGAACCUGUGGCUCCCACAUCUGUGUCAUCCUCAUUUCUUACACACCUGCCCUCUUUUCCUUCUUUACCCAUCGCUUUGGCCGCCAUGUCCCACUUCACAUCCACAUCCUCCUGGCAAAUGUUUACCUGCUCUUCCCACCAGCACUCAAUCCCAUUGUUUAUGGUGUUAAGACCAAGGAGAUCCGAGAGCGAGUAGUUAGGGUGUUCUUGAGGGGCCAGAGUUCUGGGGACAAAGGUCUAGGAUGA